This is a messenger RNA of Cladophialophora bantiana CBS 173.52, 1449 nucleotides long. RefSeq lists its product as uncharacterized. Gene Ontology annotation, cellular component: cytosol. Gene Ontology annotation, biological process: cellular response to L-arginine; regulation of intracellular signal transduction. The transcript has 3 exons. Bases 1 to 1449 code for a protein of 482 amino acids. NCBI's taxonomy places the organism in Eukaryota, Fungi, Ascomycota, Eurotiomycetes, Chaetothyriales, Herpotrichiellaceae. The record is from RefSeq and is a predicted model, not a curated record.
AUGGCGGACUCGAUGAACCUCAUCUCAGCGCAGAUAUCAUUCCUAGAAGCACAUCUCGCUCUGAUCCACAUCCCCAUUGAAUUAUACUCGUUAUCCCUUCAGCCGAUUCUACGUCUCCUAUUCGGGGAAGAUCACGACGAGGACGCCGCCAAGAUCUCUUGGACAAACCGCCACGACUUCCUCAAUGUCUCCAUCACCACCAUCGAAUGCUCUAUCAUAUGCUCGAGAUACCUGGCGGACCGGUUCGUGCGCCCGGUCGCCGAGGUGUUGAACAGACUCUACGCCAGCAACAACAACAGCAGCAACAAAAGGGGAGGAGGAAAGACAAAAGGGGAAAUCCAGAUCGGGGCCGAAGACUAUAUAGUUAUUCAAGUCGAUGGACAGGGCCUCGAUGCUGGUCAAAGAGUAUUGGAAUUGACGUCGCCAUUAGCUAUGGCUGGAAUAAGCAUUUUCUUCAUCACGACCUAUUUUUCCGACUACAUUCUUGUUCCAUUCCGGUCGCGAGGCACCGUCACCAGGGCCCUUCAACAGCGCGGGUUCGUCUUCUCCAAGACGGCCGACGCAUUCGUGUCGCAGCUUUCACCGUCGUCUCCUACUCUGCCCCAAGGCAGUAGUAGUGGACGGCCAUCCGCGACAUCUUCACCCUUCUACGAUAACUCUGCGCCGACUACCCCGCCAGCCAAGGACAUCCCUGAGCUCCAGCUCCGGACAUUCAAGAAGCUCAGGCUGAACAACAUCAGCCCUCUCGUUGACGGUAGUAUCCGUCUGGCAAAUUGCGCGGGCAGCCGCGAGUACGACAAGGCCAGUGAAGAGCGACUCAAGAACGACCUCCUUCAAGUCCUGCUCGCUACGGCAGCGCCGACGAGCAGUGCCUCCUCGAGACCCCAGGCCCCGAUAUUACCAGCUGGGCUCGGCAUGGGCACACCAACGUCAAAAGGGCCACCACUGCCACCACCGCCGACGGUGACAUCCGAACUGGACUUUGGGGCAAAGUUCCUCUCUCUGACCAUCACCUCCGGGGAGCCCAUCUCGGUGCUCCUGGAGCACCGCCUGCUCGACCGCCUAGGCGGGUCCCUGCUGGGCGCCAAAUCCGACGACGACGCCCUGAUCCCCAUCACGCUGGACCUGCGCGAGCUGCCGCUCGACGCCACGGGGAUCGUGUGCGGCGUGGCCGGGCGCCUGGCACAAGGCAGCACCGAUCUUGUCCCCGUGGAAUCUGAAUCUGACGAUGUCUUCGCUUUGGGCCAUGGCACGACGAAAGUGCCCGGUGCGACGACAACAGUUGAGCCGCGCGAGAACAACGACGAACCCGAACCCGAACCCGUCGAGAUCUCCUUCUUGAGCACCGCGCGAACAGGCACCGUCAUUGUCCGCGCCGCGCAGCUCGAGAAGGCGCUUGAGGCGCUCGAGUACGGGAUGAAGAGGGUCGGAGAUGCGGGCGGAUCUUGA